This is a messenger RNA of Rodentolepis nana, 294 nucleotides long. NCBI's taxonomy places the organism in Eukaryota, Metazoa, Platyhelminthes, Cestoda, Cyclophyllidea, Hymenolepididae. The record is from the annotation of a GenBank genome assembly.
AUGAAACGUUUCCAUGAUUCAUUGAAUACCGGUGGACAGCCCUACCGAAAGCGUAGCCGGGAAGAAUUGAAACUAAAGUCAGGCAACCUCUUUUGUAUAAUGUAUGCGAGAGCCCGAGAAUAUUACGCUCGUUUGUAUGGCUGUCCUGUCGUUGAAGAGUCUGAUAGCAAUGAAGAAUCCUCAAGCUCUUCUUCUUCGUCAUACGAUAGCGUUCAAUCCUCUCAAUCAACAUUAACUGAUUAUGGAUUUCAACAAACUUUUGUGAAGAAAAUUAGACCACCUGAUUCACAUUAG